This is a messenger RNA of Sinocyclocheilus anshuiensis, 5016 nucleotides long. It is a transcript of the gene fibcd1a, whose product is annotated as fibrinogen C domain containing 1a. Lineage: Eukaryota; Metazoa; Chordata; Actinopteri; Cypriniformes; Cyprinidae. The record is from RefSeq and is a predicted model, not a curated record. Bases 541 to 1935 code for a protein of 464 amino acids. The transcript has 7 exons.
GCGCAAGAUAGGGAGGGGGGCGGAUUUCAGGAGCUCUCCACCACAAACGUGUCCUUACACCACAGGAAUGAAGCAAAUCAAACGGACGCCCAGCACACAGUUAUUUCGCAUAACUUUAUGGUUUAUUAUCUAAAUCCGCGUCUUUUUGUUUCUCAUAGACUUAACAGGGAAAGUUUUAUAUCUAAGGAAUACCUGCCAACGAACGGAACGCACUAUCCGCAAACCGUCACACCUUCGCCUCAGUUAAGGAGAUCGGAUCUGCUUUCGGACUGCAUUUUCUUGUUUGUUUCUUUUUUGGGGUGAGGGACAAGUCCCUUGAAGUACGUAUAAUUUUCUUUUACAAAAUGAGUGUGGAUCUCUAGUUCUGUGUCCCGGUUUUCAGUAGGUUUGUGCGGAUCAUCUUCUGAAGUAGUUUUAGUUCCCGUAGACUGUUGUGUUGUCUCCCUUUUCUCUUUUUUGGAUGCUGGAAUUUAAGACUGACAGUCCCGUUCUCUCCUCAUGCCCAUGAAAUCAACUCUCGGAUGGUAAGGAUUCCAGAGAAUGGUAAAUGAUCGAUGGAAAAUCAUGAACAGUGUUUCAGAACUCGAGGAUGGACAGCAGCAUAAAUCGCAGAGGAUGAGCUGUAGCUAUCUCCUAUGCACCAUCCUGCUCUUUGUUGCUGUGUUACUGGCUGUCACAGUAACCGGGAUCAUCCUUCUGAUGAACCAUUACCAAGCGCCCAGCGGCCCGGACGGCCCCCCUCUCAUCAGCACUAACCAGGAUGAAGGUAAUGCCCUGGUAACCAUCGAGAGAAGCGACGGCUCCCGCAUCAACAUCUUCAUUGACCCCAACUGCCCCGACUACAACAAUAACUUCCUGCGUCUGGAGGGUGUGCAGACCUCACUGCUGCACUCGCUCACCGACCAUGACACUGAUCUAAAGUCAGUGAAAGGGCAAGAUCGGGCUCUGCUUGUUAAACUGGCCGAGGAGGUGGCCAAGCUGUCCGCCCAUGCCAGUCAGCUGAAGAUGGAGUACAACGCGCUGAGACAAGGCCAGAGCAACAUUGGACAGGAGCUCAGCACUCUGCAGACCGAACAAGGCCGGCUUAUUCAGCUGCUGUCAGAGAGCCAAAUCAACAUGGUGAAAGUGGUGAACUCUGUGAGCGACGCACUCAGCUCCAUGCAGAAGGAAACCGGAAACAUCAAGAGCCGUGUCAAGGCAGAUCUGCAGAGGGCUCCGGUGCGCAGCGUCCGGCCCAAGGGCUGCGCCGGUGGAGAAGGUUCCAGACCCAGGGAUUGCAGUGACAUCUAUGCCAGCGGGCAAAGAGAGGAUGGUAUCUACUCUGUGUUCCCCACACAUUACCCAGCAGGCUUCCAGGUCUUCUGCGACAUGACUGCUGAUGGGGGCGGAUGGACGGUGAUUCAACGCAGAGAAGAUGGCUCUGUUAACUUUUUCCGUGACUGGGAAGCUUAUCGUGAAGGAUUUGGCAAGAUAACAGGAGAGCAUUGGCUUGGCAUGAAACGAAUCCAUGCACUUACCAUUCAAGCCAACUACGAGCUGAGGAUUGACAUGGAGGACUUCGAGAACAGUACCUCCUUUGCGAAGUAUGGCUCUUUUGGAGUGGGUUUGUUCUCCGUUGACCCCGAUGAGGAUGGCUACCCACUGAGCGUUGCGGACUACUCCGGCACAGCAGGCGACUCGCUGCUCAAACACAACGGGAUGAAAUUCACCACUAAGGACAAGGACAACGACCACUCUGAGAAUAACUGCGCGUCCUUCUACCACGGCGCCUGGUGGUACCGCAACUGCCACACCUCCAACCUCAACGGACAGUACCUGCGCGGCCAACACACCUCGUAUGCCGACGGCAUCGAGUGGUCAUCCUGGACGGGUUGGCAGUACUCGCUGAAGUUCACCGAGAUGAAGAUCAGGCCAACCAAGGAGGAGAAUAAAUGAGUGAGAACUAGAAAACUCGACUAGAAGAGCUCAAAGGUGGCUGUAGGUGUUAGAGACACUCGAUGCAGAAACGCAAGAACUUUCCGGCGACAACUUCUUGCUCAUGUUUCUGUUUCUAUCCAUCUUUCAAACCCUGUUUUCCCACCAUCUUGUAGUGUUUGUGCUAACGCCCAAUGGGCCGAUGUUUUUCUCUUGAUCUACUGUUCACAUCUCUGAAUAUUAUUACAAAACAUUGCAGGUAUUGUCAAAAAUGUACUAAUGGGGGGAAAAAAAACAUAGUUGUUGUCUAAAAAAAAAGAAAAAAAUAAACUUCUGUAGCUGUGAAAUUUAGCAAGAACGUGUAGCUUUUCAUAAAAAUAAAGACUUUUAACUCUUCAGACAUCCGACGGAGAGGCAGCUUGUCCUAUGUUAUUUUCGUUCAGUGCUUAAUCAAUAACUCGUAGUUAAACAUGACAAGGUUGCUAUUGGUGUGUCCAGCCCCUGCUGUAAUAUCUGGGAGGUAACUAGAUUUUGCCACAUGUCGAGUAAAUACGUUAUUGACCACCAGGGAUGCUCAAGGAGAAUAUGUGUCACAGUGGUGGCUUUCAGAGUGAUGGGCCACAACAGGCACAUUUUUCACUCUGACAGGUCAGUCAGUGGAGGGUUUUAUCAAUGGAGAAGCUGAACGUCUCUCAGAAAGCACAAUAACCCUUUGGUGUUACUGCCGGAUAGAAGAGUGCUGGAUUUUAUCUUAUGCACAGUAGGUCAGAUUCACCUGAAAUCACAAUGAAAUGGAUUGACGGAGCUUUAAGGCGUAAACUUGGAGUCUGAAUCUGAGAAUUGAACUUGGGUUGAACCGCUUUUUUUGUUGUUGUGAACAGACCAAAUAUUCUGUUUUAAUAGUCAGAUCAUUUUGCAGAUCAUAUCAGUAGCUUAUUUAGUAGCUCAUUCAUUUGCCAUGAUUAUAUGAUCAUGUAUUAAUUUAAUGUCAUUUGUUUCAGGUAAACUGUGAAGUUCUCAAAAUCUUAUGCUGAAAGGAAUAGUUUACCCUAAAAUGCAAGGGUUCAAGAUUCAAAUUGCAUUUGGGCAUUUAAAGCACGCAUAUUAGGCCUAUAACAAACAGACUGGCAAAAACACCAGUGCUUGGUUGGUUUUUGAGGCUCUUAAAAAUGUGAAAUGAACAUCAAAAUACAUAUAUUUAUACAACAGUUAGUUCUCGACCUCCUUAGUGGGGAUUCUUCAGCGACUCUUUAUGCAUGUUACAUUGUUACACCAGUAGGUCGCAAUUAAUGAGUGAAUCAUUGAUUCAUUUACAUUCGAAAAACAUAGAUUCAUUUGGAAACUAAACAAAAGGCUGUUUUAUGAGUGAACCAUUGAAUCAUUUACUUGCCUGAUUUGUUCAUAAAUAUGUUGGUUCAUUCAGAACGAAAGAGUGAUUAUUUAUACGUCAAUCGCUGAAUCAUUUACUGAUUUAUUCAAAAUAAUGAAUCAUUAAGGAAGAAACGCCACUAUUUGUUUGUUGCUCAGAGGUGUGCAACGAUUCUGUUUUGACUUUGUUUUCAUUGGCGGAGCAAAAAUAAAGUAUCUGGCAAUACAGUAUAAAUUUAUUUAACUGUUGUAUAACAUCAUGAAUGCGAAUGUAACUCGUUUUACUGAUUUUGGUGUAAACUAUUCCUAAUGUUGCUUCUCUUUCUGUUUGUAUUUUUUUUAUCUAUGCAGACUUGGUUCACUAAUUUCUCUCUUUUUUUCAUUUAUGGCACUGACAAUGAGCAUAUGUCAACUUUCCGAACAAUCAACUUGCAAUGUCCUUUUACCCAUUUACAUGUGUUUCAUGAGUCUUUGUAUUAGUAUUAGUAUUUAUCCUGCGAUAUCCAUGUUAACUAACCCAGUGUUUGAAUGUGAAAAUCAGUUUAAUAAGUUUAUUUGUAUCUUUAUAUUUGUUGUGACUGUACAUUGAUUAUCCUAUCAAAGAUGAGCAUUGUCUGCACUUUAAACAGCAACAUCAAAUUACUAAUUUCUGUUUCAAAACGUUUUACAAUCACUUUUAUAUCUGUAUUGGAAUGAAUUUUAAAAAAUUGUUUUAUGAAUCAAAGGAUAACUAAUCCCUCAGAUUAUAAAAAAAAUGCAAAGCAUUUCAAUAUCAGCUAGCUAUAUUCUUCAUUCAUGUUUCAAUGGCCAAUUUACAGUAUAUACUGCAAUGCCAACCCCUACUGAAAACCAAUUCGCCACCGUCAGAGGAGCUCAAAACUACAACAGAGCGAACAGCUGUCACAGCCCAACCAAACUGACGUGUUUUGAUCAAGUUUGUGACACAUUCUUGCUCAAUAAAGAGAACCGCAGUCAUUUCUGUGAGGUGAAAUUGAUUAAGAAGAACAGCGCUAUGUAGAUUGAGUUUCACGGUCAGUUCUCUCUGGAAACCGUAGGAGGUCUUUCAAUGAUCUAGUUGUCCUGAUGUACUAGCAUGCACAUUCAAAACGAAGAGAAAACGCCAAUAAAAAACAUCACCUCACCUCAUCCCGCCAUGUUUUUCUUGCUCUCCACAGGUAUUUUUAAAAGAAAUGUUGUUCUUUUCGGGUAUGAAACUGAUAAAUGUAAGAUACGGACUGAGAUUGGUUUUGUUGCACCAAAGGAGAGAACGUGCGACAGUUACUGUUUUGGGGAAUGACAGAUUCUCAGUUCAUGGCCUCCGUUGCUUUCUGUGAACUUCUUGGAACUCAGGAACCGCUGCCGAUGGCCUCUCAAACUACACCUGUCUGCUGACGGCACUUGCCAGUCAUCCGUGUAAAUAAUUUAACCGUGAAAUUGAGCAUGUCUUGCAGUAUAACAACACCCCAGGAUGACAAGAGGACGUUUUCCUUUCUUUACACAUCCUGCCCUCCCUAACAUCCCCUCAAACCUACAAACCCAUCCUUUCUGACCAGCUAUGAAAGCUAUGAAUGCAGAUAUACUGUACACUAUUAACAUUUGGUAUGCUCUGCUACAUUUUGGGAAUUAUGAUGGACUCAUGUUUCAUUUUAGGUCUUGUAUUAGCAGUAUUUUUUGUUGAUCAUUAAAAUGUGUUCAAUGAGUGACAUUUAAUAAACAUCCACAGUUUUUAACAUA